Messenger RNA from Drosophila rhopaloa, 1103 nucleotides. Its product is annotated as leucine-rich repeat-containing protein 57. The transcript has a single exon. Lineage: Eukaryota; Metazoa; Arthropoda; Insecta; Diptera; Drosophilidae. The record is from RefSeq and is a predicted model, not a curated record. Bases 237 to 953 code for a protein of 238 amino acids. Gene Ontology annotation, molecular function: protein binding.
GAUUGGCUUCACAUAGUGCAAAUACGGUAACACUUCGUCAAAAAUCGUAAAUAAUUAAUUUUAUUGUUUUGGCCAGAAGCAAAGGUCCUGAAAGUGUUUGUUUAGCAGCAAAACCCAAGGGAAACCAGGACAGAAGGCCGUACCCUGCAAAUAAGCAGAGUUUGAGACCAGGAUUCGUCAUCGGUAGUAAACCACCCCACCUUAAUUAGAGGAGUAACCACCUUGUUCCCUGAACAAUGGGCAAUAAACAGAUUAAACAGCACUUGGAGACGGCCCAGAAGACGGGAAUCCUGAAGAUAUCCUUGCAGCGCCUUCAGGAGUUCCCACCGCAACUAAAGGCCUACCCGAAUGUGCUGAAAACCCUCGAUCUCUCCGAGAAUCGCUUCGAACGAGUGCCCGAUGAACUGGGCAAGCUGACCCUGCUGAAGCACCUAAAUCUCAGUGGCAAUCGACUGGUGGAACUCAACGAGGUGGUGGGCGAACUGGCCAAGCUGGAGGUGCUCCUGCUGAUGGACAAUCUGCUCACCAAGCUACCAAAGACCCUGGCCAAUUGCAGUCACCUGAAGACCGUGAACCUGAGCAAUAACCAGCUAAAGGAGUUCCCCUCCAUGUUGUGUGGACUUAAGCAGCUGGAUGUGCUCGAUCUCUCGAGGAACAGGAUCACCGAGGUGCCCUCCGAAGUGGGUGGUCUCUAUGUGACCGAACUGAACCUGAAUCAGAACCAAAUCUCUUCGCUGGCGGAGGACGUGGCCAAUUGUCCCAAGUUGAAGACCCUCCGACUCGAGGAGAACUGCCUGCAGGCGGCUGCCUUCACGCCCAGGAUCUUGAAGGACUCGAAGAUCUGCAACCUGGCCGUGGAUGGCAAUCUGUUCAACUCGAAGCAGUUCACCGAUCUCGAUGGCUACGAUGUCUACAUGGAGCGCUACACGGCGGUCAGAAAGAAGAUGUUCUAGAUCCGGAUGGAACCCCUUUCCAAUUCCCUUUUCCCAUUUUUUUUGUGUGUGUCCCACAGCCUUUAUUUAUCAGCGUAAACUAAUUUAAUAGCUUAAUUCUAUAUGCCUUCAGUGUAAAUCGUUAUAAAUAAAACGAAAAAGACAACUACA